AUGGCUCUUUCAACUGAUACUAUUCCUUACAUUGUUUUUGGCUCUCUGGCAGUUAUCUUUGGCGUCCCGGUCUUCAUCUUAUCGUUGGGGAAAUGCCAGCCAAAGUGGCUCAAACAUCGCCUGUCUCGGAAUCGUCCCGAUAAAGCUCGACAUACAACCACACCGAAAGGUAGCCAGGCAAGCGCAGAAAGUGCCGAAAUACAGUUGGAAGAAGGGAUUUUCGAGUAUCACUAUAUGUCCAGAUUAUCUGGCACAAACGCAUACCAAGUCGAUAUGCCUGCAAGUCCGGCUCCCGCCGCCUUCGUUACACGAUGA
Molecule: messenger RNA, 315 nt
Organism: Aspergillus alliaceus
Lineage: Eukaryota; Fungi; Ascomycota; Eurotiomycetes; Eurotiales; Aspergillaceae
Exons: 3
Coding region: 1-315 (104 amino acids)
Source: RefSeq, a predicted model, not a curated record